Messenger RNA from Phytophthora sojae, 168 nucleotides. RefSeq lists its product as hypothetical. The record is from RefSeq and is a predicted model, not a curated record. NCBI's taxonomy places the organism in Eukaryota, Oomycota, Peronosporomycetes, Peronosporales, Peronosporaceae. The annotation marks the transcript as partial. The transcript has a single exon.
GCGCCCCCGCGGUUCGCUUCGCUCGCGAUUUAUAGAUUGUAUGUUCUACCGAGAGCGGUGCUCGGCUCGCUGGAAUUCUCGUCGCUGGGCCCGCCUCCCCAAAUACCGCGCGGCCCUGCUUCGCGGGCACCCCGCGCGGGUUUGCUGCGGCUACGCUCCUCACAACCG